UGGGUGCAUGCAGCGUCACAGACAGGCCAUCCAGUACAGUGUGGCAGAGCGUGGGUGAGUGCGUUUGUGUGCUUGUGAGAGGCAGGGUCAGGGCAGAGUUUCGGAGCACGUUCAGUUGACAGGCGUCGCCGUUGCUACUCGACUCGGAUAACAAUACAGGCGAAGCCACGGAGUUGUCGCGACUCGCGAGAUACGCGCCUUUAACCGGAUUAACCCUAGGAAAGCCGUUUUGGAGGGAUCCGAGCUGAAGGCGGAUGAGCGCAGCCCGCGGGAGGGCAAGUGUGUUUCUGUGGAGGAGUCCAGGUUGGGAAAGAUGAACAAAAACCACCGAGCGCCGAGCAACCGAACUCUGAACGCCGUGGAGGUGAAGAGCAAGUUUGGAGCUGAAUUCAGGCGAUUCUCUUUGGACCGGUCAAAGCCGGGACGCUUCGAUGAGUUCUACGGUUUGCUCCAGCACGUGCACCGGAUCCCUAACGUGGACCUGCUCGUGGGUUACGCCGACAUCCAUGGGGACCUGCUGCCAAUCAACAAUGAUGACAAUUACCACAAAGCCAUAUCCAUGGCAGCGCCCCUGCUCCGCCUCUUUCUGCAGCGGAAAGAGGAGGCCGACUACUCUGCAUUCGGCACGGACAGUGUGACCCGUAAGAAGACCCCCGCAGCUCUCGCUGCAGUACUUCUUCGCCCGGACGCCAACAAAAAGAAGCCUCCAUUCAUCAUCAGCCUGCCCAAAGACUUCCGCCCAGUUUCGUCCAUCAUCGAUGUGGACAUCCUACCAGAAACACACCGUCGUGUUCGUCUCUACAAACACGGCCAGGAGAAACCGCUGGGCUUCUACAUACGCGAUGGUUCCAGUGUACGUGUCACUCCCCAAGGCCUGGAGAAGGUUCCGGGCAUCUUCAUCUCCCGCAUGGUCCCCGGAGGCCUGGCAGAGAGCACGGGCCUGCUGGCCGUCAAUGAUGAAGUGCUGGAGGUCAAUGGCAUUGAGGUGGCUGCAAAGUCCCUGGACCAAGUAACGGACAUGAUGAUCGCUAAUAGCCACAACCUCAUUAUAACGGUCAAACCGGCCAAUCAGCGCAAUAACGUAGUACGCCAUAUCAACAGCGGAGGUGGGGCCACAUCCGGCAGCUCGGGACGAUCCUCGGACAGCAGUACGUGUUUCUACAAUUACUCCACGCCGGUCUCCAUGGGAAUGACUCCAUCUCAUAUUAUUCAGAACUAUGAACCGGAUGAGGAGAGCGAUGAGGAUGAAGAUCUGGUGAUUGAGGGUAACGGCGAGACUAAACUCAUUCCACAGGCAGUUGCACAGGCGACAGCCAGCUCCAGCAUGCCCGCUCUGCCCAGAUAUGAACCCCACCUCAAUCUCAGACCCUCCAAUGGUACCAUGGCAACGAGUGUCAGUACGGGGUCUCUGAAUGCCCGCGAGAGGGGCCUGGAGAGAUGUAAUCUAGAGGAAGAAGGCACAGUUAUUACACUAUAAAGACAGUGAUCCAACACAAACCUUGUGAAACACAUGCCAAUACGCACUUUUGUGUGCCAUAAGACUAGUAUAGCAUGGCUAUAUAUUCAGCAACCAGAGAGUGUGGGAACGAGAGAGGAGACCACAGCACCUUAUAGGACCUCUUUAUAACCACAUCACCACUGAGAGCAGCACAGUACCAAAAUAGCUGCUGUAUAAGUAAUAAUGAACUGCCUGUGUCAGACUGUUUGAAAAAUGCAGAUAUCUGCAGGGUGAUCUCAACAACUUGACACCAUAUGAAUCAUGACAAUCUUUGACUUUGACAACCCCUCCCUUACGAGUGCUUUAGCAUUAUGACAGAGAUCAAAGUAGGGUGGCUUACCCAGCGUCUGUGUUGCCAUGGUAACCCGCUCAGAGUUACUACUGUCAAGUUAAGAAGGAAUGCUGAAUUGUGCUUUUCAUCAUUUCCUGUCUACAGCACUAAGGUUAUCAUGAAUGUUUCCGGAGGCUAGGUGGAUAUUGUUAGAACAUCAUUAUUUUUAAAGCUUAGUUGGACAUUUCAAAGUUUUAGACUGCUGCCUCGGUUAAGAUAGUGUGUACAUUUUCAAUUUUUUAAUCAUAGCAAAAAUACAGAUUAUUGUCAUAUUUUGUCAUAUAAUGGUAUUUUUUAUUUUUUACCAAUUUGUUUGACAAGGGCUAUCUUCCUGCUCUGUGUUUUUUUUACCCAUGUGACCCUGUGGGAUUGGAAUACAUUGUGAUGUUAUUGUGCACUCUGAAGUGGACACAAGGAUGUUUCAUGUAUGAAGAGUGUCUGUAAGCCUCAAGUGUUGCAAGCGAAUUAGAGAGAAGAAAAAACUGAUUGGCAUUGAAUAUUCACAGGGAUGUUUUUUUAGAUGAUGUGUGAACUGUACGUAUCUUUGGGGGUCCACACAUUGCACCAGGCAAGCAUACAGUUACAUCAGAGAUUCUGAAAUUUAGGCGCAGAACAAAUGCGAUUUAGUAAAUGUGGUCUAAAGGGAUGGUUUGCCUAUAUGUCAGCAUUUGUUCACCCUCAUCUGGUUUAAAACUUGUAUAGGACUCUUUCUUCUGUAGAACAUAAAUUAAGAUAUUUCAUGAAAUGUUUUUUAUCCAUACAGUCGGGUCAGUGUUGUUUGGUAACAAACAUUCUUCAUUAUACCUUAUUUCGUGCUUUGAAGAAGAAAGUCAUACAGGUUUGGAAUCACAUGAGGGCGUAUAAAUGAUGAAAGAAUUUAUUUUUUGAUGGAUACCUUCCCUUUAAUCUUAAUCUUUUUUAAGAUAUGCUCUGCGAACUUGCCUGGCUGAAAUCUUGGCCCCGGAACAUUACGUCUCUGAAAAUUCACAUUUAAUGGUGUUAACACUUUCUCUCCGUAUCUAACUUCCACACCUUUACAAACACUCCACGCUUUGUGUAAGGCAAGGGUGGACCUUCCAACUUGAUAUAUAAUUGUUAUAUUUGAAUGAUAAACAUCCAUCUUUAUGAACAAACGGUAAAGUCCCAGUGAAAUUAAAAAGGACAAUGCCUAUUUUUCCUGAAAUAUUGCAGCGUUUAUUGUAAAUAGUUUAUCAAUGUUUGUGAUUCUCUUUAAUCUGUGCGCCUUCAUAAACUUCAGUUAAACUCUAAAAAUGCACUUCCGUCCUGUAAUGACUAUCCAUCUUAAAUGAUGUAUGUUAGACGCCUUUGACAGCAUAUGUUAACUCCUCCCCUUCAACUGUAGGUUUGCUUUUAUACAUCCAAUGAAACAGCAGAGAAAGACAAAAGCCACGGCCACAUUUUUCCUCAUUUAAAAUUUAGUUUCACUCGGAAAUGCAUCAAAAUACGCAAGUAAAAACGAUUGCAACUUCUUGUUCACAGGGACUUUAAGCUCUUUUGUCAAAGCAUUCCUUCAAGAGGCUAUUACCAUAGGUACACAUAUCCCUCUUUUGUCCUUACACAUGGGUAUCAUAGAGACAUGCUUGAUUUUGUAAGCUUAAGUAUAAGAUCACAAUUUGUGUCAACAUGCACUGAGGGAAAGAUGUGCCUCACUGUAAACCCAUACGGUUCAGAUCUGCUGUCUGAGAUUUAGCCGAGAUAGCCUUUCAUUUCUAAAUACUGCUGUCUCACCUGCAUAAAAGCUGAUGAGAAAUCUAAACACUGGAUGCUAUGAGCAUGUCGCUCAUUUCACACAAAGCUUUUCAUGGCACUUACACUUUACAAUACAUCAUGUACAUUACCAAAACCUGCUCGUAGUAGCACACGCACUGUAGCUAUAAUUAUACAUUAUUCUUACAGAUCAUUCAUAUUCAAGGUGUAAGCAACAUAUUGAAUGGAGUUUUUCGCUGUGUUAAUUUAUUUUUAUAAUAACCACUACACAUGAUUUGGGAUUGUAACCACAAAAGUUUUAUUUAUUUUCAAACAGAUAUAUGUAUUUUGACAUACAAACCUCAUUAUUUUUUUAUCUCGCGUUUUAUUUUUUGUCCACUAGCAUCUUUGGUGAAACUUCAUUCUGAAACCUUUUUGGAACUAGAAAUAUGAAGAAUAUAACCUGUUAUUUUCCAAACUGUGAAUAUCUUUACAUUUCUAAUGGAGACCAUAUAUCUAUGACCACCUAUAGGGGAUUUAGAAAUGGGCUUUUAAGCGUUAUCAUGUGUCAAUUUCACUUUUUUGAUAAUGAGCUUGCCAGAUAAAUCCUUUAGAUUUGUACUGAAAGUUGUCAGUAUUUUCUUAUUAGUACUACAUAAUGUAAAUUUGUUUCGCAAUAUGAAACUUUUAAAAGAUUAAUGCUAUAUAUUGAGACAUAGAUGCACAUGUAUUAUAGCAAAUCUCGGAUUAAAUAAACUAAUAUGUAGAAAAACA
This is a messenger RNA of Triplophysa dalaica, 4310 nucleotides long. It is a transcript of the gene pard6b, whose product is annotated as par-6 partitioning defective 6 homolog beta (C. elegans). The transcript has 3 exons. Gene Ontology annotation, cellular component: apical plasma membrane; nucleus; cell cortex. Bases 314 to 1477 code for a protein of 387 amino acids. Lineage: Eukaryota; Metazoa; Chordata; Actinopteri; Cypriniformes; Nemacheilidae. The record is from RefSeq and is a predicted model, not a curated record. Gene Ontology annotation, molecular function: protein kinase C binding. Gene Ontology annotation, biological process: establishment or maintenance of cell polarity; regulation of cellular localization; centrosome cycle.